CUUUUGGAGGCUUGCUUGCGCGGCGCCAUGGUGCGAACAGGAGACAAGCAAGGCCCCAAGCGAUUGAUCCGCAGCGGCACCCGGGUCCUGGUCCGGGAUUUGCCCGAGAAGGUGCGCAAGACUUCCUUGCAGUCUGCCUUUGGCGACUUUGGCAACGUCGUGCGUAUUGAACUGAUGCCGGAGCAGCGCACUGCCUACAUCGAGUACGAGGAGCCUCGAGACGCGGAGGACGCUGCAAAAGAGAUGGAUGGCAAGAUGGUGGAGAAAGCCAAAGUGCGAGCAAAGCUCAUGGACGACCGGCCACGAGCAGCAAUGGACCAUGCGAUCCGCGUCCAGGAAGCGUGCCUUGCCCACUUGGAGACUCGAGCUGCGGAGCAUCAGCAGCGGAUAUUUGGAGGCGCGGCGCGAGGCGGGACUUGGGGCAUUGAACAAUCGGGCAGACCUGGAGGCUCGAUUCGUUUCUUGUUUUAACCGGAGAUCAACCAGAAUUCAUGCUUGCAAGAGCGGCAAAACCGAGCUUGGGGGGCAGACUUUUCUCGUGGCAGUGCCCCAGCUGCACGAGGUGACCCUGUUUGCAACGGGGUUUUGAAAUUUGUGAUCUCAAAUCUGCAGGCACAGUCCA
Molecule: messenger RNA, 622 nt
Organism: Effrenium voratum
Lineage: Eukaryota; Dinophyceae; Suessiales; Symbiodiniaceae
Source: the annotation of a GenBank genome assembly